Molecule: messenger RNA, 2741 nt
Organism: Pygocentrus nattereri (red-bellied piranha)
Lineage: Eukaryota; Metazoa; Chordata; Actinopteri; Characiformes; Serrasalmidae
Gene: plg
Product: plasminogen
Exons: 20
Coding region: 78-2516 (812 amino acids)
Biological process (GO): proteolysis
Cellular component (GO): extrinsic component of plasma membrane
Molecular function (GO): serine-type endopeptidase activity; signaling receptor binding
Source: RefSeq, a predicted model, not a curated record
UUGUCUUAUUGACAUGGCCUGAAAGUCUCCAAUCCUGCACUAAAAUUGUUGCCUGCGCUGCUCAUCAGUGCUACAACAUGGAUGCAUGCAAAGCUCCACUCUUGCUCUGCCUUAUCCUUUAUGCAGGUGUCUUGAUAGGGCAGAGUGUGAGCCAAGAUGUUCUGGACGGGUACACUAAAACUGAUGGUGCUUGGAUACUCACGCUUCUGAAAAGCCAGUACGCUGUAAAAUCUGUGCAAGACUGUGCAGAGAAGUGCAAUACAGAGAGAUUAUUCACAUGCAGGUCCUUUAUGUACAUUGAAAAAGAUCAAGACUGCAUAACAGUAGCAGCCAACUCUAAGAUAGAGCCAGUGCUUCGGAGAAUGAGUACAGCUCUGUAUGAGAGGAAAGAUUAUUUACUAGAGUGUGUCAUUGGCAUCGGCACUGACUACAGAGGGACAAAAAGCAAGACGAAAUCAGGGAUCCUUUGUCAGCGCUGGGAGGGUACAUACCCUCAUAAGCCGAACAUCACCCCAAAGACGCACCCAAAAGCCGACCUCGAGUCCAACUACUGUCGAAACCCUGAUGGAGACAAGGGAGGCCCCUGGUGCUACACUAUGGAUGAAGGCAAGAGAUGGGAACACUGUGAUGUCCAAGACUGCACAGUGGAAUGCAUGUACUGCAGUGGAGAGAGCUACAGAGGCAAGGUCUCCACCACCGAGAGUGGACUUACCUGUCAACGCUGGGAUUCCCAGAAACCCCAUAAUCAUGGAUACAUCCCUUCAGUGCUUCCCGAGAAGUACCUGGAGGAAAACUACUGCAGGAACCCUGAUGGAGAGCCUAAACCAUGGUGUUUCACAGAGAGCCCAGCCAAACGCUGGGAGUUCUGCUCUAUUCCUCGCUGCACAACUCCACCACCAACCGUUGUGCCUCAGCUGGAUUGUUUCACUGGAGAUGGUAGCUUGUAUAGAGGCACGGUUGCUGUGACAGAAUCAGGGAAAACCUGCCAGACCUGGUCGUCUCAGUCUCCUCAAAAGCACUCGAGGACACCAGAUAAUUACCCAUGCAAAGGACUUGACGAGAACUUCUGCAGGAACCCUGAUAAUGAGAGAAGACCCUGGUGUUACACAACUGACCCACAGACUCGCUGGGAGUACUGCACUGUACCGAGCUGUGGUGACGGGCCACAUCCUGAUGAUCCAGUUAUAGCUCCAAUUGAGGACUGUUAUGAAGGUAAUGGGAGCUCAUAUCGUGGAGUUACGUCAGAGACCAUCAGUGGAAAGAAAUGCCAGUUCUGGACCUCUAUGCAACCUCAUUCACAUAGGAAGACCCCUAUGGAUUUUCCUAAUGCAGACUUGAGAAGAAACUUGUGCAGGAACCCUGAUGGUGACCGAGCUCCAUGGUGCUACACCACCGAUCCCUCUGUGCGCUGGGAAUACUGCAGAAUAGAGCGCUGUGCCACCCGGGUCAUCUCAGUACCUGCUCUUAAACCCAUAACUCCCCCAACAGCUGUUCCUCAACCCAUAUCCACAGAUGCUCCAGUCAAAGAUUGUAAAGAAGGCAAUGGUGCCAGCUAUCGGGGCCCAACAUCAACAACCAUCACAGGAGUGACUUGUCAAGCUUGGUCUGCUAAAACCCCCCAUACUCCUACCUUUACCCCUGCAUCACACCCAGACAAGGGUUUGGAUUUGAAUAAAUGCAGAAAUCCUGAUAAUGACGGCAAUGGACCUUGGUGUUAUACUACGGAUCCCAGCAAGAAGUGGGACUACUGUCAGAUCCCAGACUGUGAUGGUCAGAAGUGUGGACAGCCAGCAGUAAAACCAAGGCGCUGCUUUGGCCGAAUCGUGGGUGGAUGUGUCUCUAAGCCUCACUCUUGGCCUUGGCAAAUCAGUCUUAGAACCAGCGCUGGCAUUCAUUUCUGUGGUGGAACUUUAAUCGAUCCACAGUGGGUCCUCACUGCAGCCCACUGUCUUGAGCGUUCUACCAGACCAUCUGCCUACAGAGUGCUCUUGGGAAUCCACACGGAAGCAGCAGUUGAGCCUUCCAAACAGGUUCGAGACUUGGAGAAGAUUGUGUUGGGACCAAGAGGAACAGACAUUGCGCUUCUCAAGCUAGACAGGCCUGCACUUAUAAAUGAUAAGGUGCUGCCUGCAUGCUUACCUGAGAAAGAUUACAUUGUCCCAAGUGGAACUGAAUGCUAUGUGACUGGAUGGGGGGAGACACAAGGAACGGGUGGAGAAGGUACUUUGAAGGAGACCGGUUUCCCAGUGAUUGAAAACAAAGUAUGCAACCGUCCAGCAUACCUGAACAACCGGGUGAAGGAUCAUGAGAUGUGUGCAGGAAAUAUUGAGGGAGGAACAGACAGCUGUCAGGGUGACAGUGGAGGUCCUCUUGUAUGCUUCUCCCAGAGUACCUUUGUCCUUCAGGGCGUGACUUCAUGGGGACUUGGCUGUGCCAAUGCCAUGAAGCCUGGCGUAUACGCUCGCGUCUCCAAGUUCGUCGACUGGAUUGAAAAAGAAAUUAAAGCAAGUCCUUGAGUGCAUACAUUCAAUCACCGAGAUUCUCCAUGCCAUCAGUUUGAAGUGUACAUGGAAAUCCAGAGAUCCAAAAGUUGUUGAUCUAUUUGUGAACUGUUUUUUUUUCCUCCUUAUUUUAUUUUGUCUAAAUAUGAAGACACUGUCCAACUUUUACCUCUUGGUUAACAUCGACAGCAUUUCUAAUGAAUUUCUCGCAAGAGGAAACAAUUAAACAUGAAACAUUUA